AUGGAGGCUUACUACAGAAUCAGGAGACGCUCUCUUGGUGAUCUUUCUGAUGAGGAACUGCUUCUGCCUGUUAGAGAGUACUUGUCAAUGAAGAGAACAGAGGAAGAAAGACUUAAACUAGAGGAUGAACUUGAAUUAGGCUAUUCUGCUUCUCCACCAAGUCUUAGCCCUGUACGCUUUGAACUCUCUGCACUGCGUCACCCGUCACCUAAGAAAGCUGCAUAUGAUGAGGAGCAAGGGGAAGAAGUUCCAUCCUAUGACUCCUAUCGCAUUCCAUCUAAAUAUGAGGCUGGUCCAAGCUAUAUUGACUUACGCCAGCGUCACGAUAGGGCAACAUACAGACCUCCAAGACAAAAGCAAAGAUUAUAUGAGGAAAAAGAGGAUCAAGAACUGCUUAGGUCAGUAACAACAACCACAAAGUUAACGUCCUACAAGAGCAAACUGCAGCACAUUGAGUUUGAGGAGAAAACAAAGGUCAAAAGAAAGGAGAAAACAAGGGUGUCUAUGUCAGCAGUAACUGAGGCUGCAGUCAUAACUGAUAUGCCUACAACAUUUGUUCCUGGCUAUGCUACAGCAACUCGUCCUAAGAAACCUUCUGCAUCUCUGGCAGAAAAAGAAGUGGUUAGAACACCUUCACCUGAAAAGACACGCCCACGUUCCCCCAGCUUUGAGAAAGCAGACACUACACCAGACUUAUCAACAAAAAUUGAUUAUAUGUCAAGGUAUGAGUCAAGAAAGAAGGCCUUGAAAACUGAAAGAAAGUUCGAAAUUGUGACCCAGGAGCCUUUUACCCUUGACCAUGCUCCAAGAGUGACUGUAAGAAUGCGCUCUCACCGUGUGCCAAUUGGUCAGAACACUAAAUUCACACUGAAUGUCCAAUCUAAGCCAGAAGCACAGAUUAAAUGGUACCACAAUGGAGUUCAAAUUGAAGAAAGCAGAAAAUACCGUAUGUUUAACAUGAGUGGCGUUUUGUCUCUUCAAAUCAUUGAUUGUCAGGAAGAGGACAGUGGCACCUACCGUGUCGUCUGCACAAAUGCAAAGGGAGAGGCCUCUGACUAUGCCACUCUCGAUGUUGCUGGAGCCACCAACUCCUUUGUCCCUGAGAUGACAAAAACAGAUGUUUAUCAUGUUUCAUCUACAAAAGCAGCAUCUGUAUCAGAAACACAAGUGGAAGUAUCCGAAACUAAAACAGACAAGAUAGAAGAGACAAUUAAGACUGUUGUUCAGGAGAAGCAAGUAACAUCUGAAAUCAAACUUGAAACUAUGGAAGUGACAGCAGUUGAGGAUGUUGUGGUAGAAAAAAUUUCUGAGACUAAACUUGAAUCUACAGAAGUGAAAACAUUCGUGGAAGAAGUGGUUGAGGAAAAGAAGUCAACUCUCCCAGCCACAAUUUUGACUAAACCACAAUCACUAACAGUGUCUGAGGGAGAAUCAGUUAAAUUCACAUGUGACGUUGAUGGUGACCCUGCACCCACUAUAACAUGGAUGCGAGAGGCACAAGUAAUUGAGUCAUCUCAUCGUCACCAUAUUACCUCAACUGAAUUUAAAUCAACUUUUGAGAUUACCCAAGUUGAAAUGUCAGAUGGAGGUAAUUACACUGUAGUGGUACAGAACUCUGAAGGUAAACAGGAGGCACAGUUCAGCCUAACUGUUCGUAAACCAACACCUGUACAGAAAGUUGUUGCUUCUCCUCCUAGAGUGAAAUCUCCAGAGUCUCCCCGUAUAAAGUCACCAUUUGGAAUUAGGUCUCCACAGAGAAUUAAAUCACCUGAACCAAUUAAAUCUCCACAAAGAGUUAAGUCCCCACCCAUGGUAAAAUCACCUACUCCUAAAGAAAAAACAUCCAAGCCAACCUUUUCAACUGAACUCAAAGACAUCUCAGCAUCUGCAGAUACUAUUAUAAAGCUUACAGUGAAAAUGUGCGGUGAGCCUAAGCCAUCAAUCUCUUGGAUGAAAGAUGGAAAAAACCUCUCUCAAGGUGGAAAAUAUGAAAUCUUUGAAGAACAUGGUUCAGCACAUCUUGAAAUCUAUGAAGCUGAUGUCUCUGAUAGUGGAGUAUACACAUGUACAGCCAGAAACAGUGCUGGAUUUGUUACUACAAACUGCACAGUUACUGUUCAAGCACGGACAACAACAGUUGCAGUGGAAAGAAAAGCAGAGUUGACAGAGCAAAUAGUGAAAAAGGAGAUUGCCUAUGAGGAAGUACAGUCCUUUACAGAAAUGAAAGCAUCAAAAACCCAAAUGACGAUGAGUCAAGGUCAGACUAUUACACUACGAGCCAGCAUACCUGAAGCCUCCGAUGUCAAAUGGAUCCUAAAUGGAGUCGAGUUAUCGAAUUCUGAGAACUACAGAUACGGUGUGUCAGGAAAUGAUCACACCCUGACAAUUAAAAGCAUCAGCCAUCAUGACCAGGGAAUUCUCACAUGUGAGGCCAAAACUGAACAUGGUGUAGUCAAAUGCCAGUUUGACACGACCGUCAGUGCUAUGCGCUCAAAUGCACCAAGUUUCCAUGUGCAACCACAUUCCCAGAAUGUAAACGAGGGACAAAAUGUCACAUUUACAUGUGAAAUCACUGGUGAACCUUCUCCUGAAAUUGAGUGGCUCAAGGAUAAUUCAACAAUAUCUAUUACAUCGAACAUGAAAUUGAGCCGGUCUAAGAAUGAGUACACACUUGAGAUUCACAACGCUACCAUUGAAGACAGUGGAAAAUACACAGUAAAAGCAAAGAACAAAUUUGGACAGUGCUCUGCAACAGCAUCACUGAAUGUCCUCACUCUGGUUGAGGAACCUGCCAAAAUGAUAAUUGUGGAGAAGGCCUCUGAUGUUGCGAGCAUGCAGGGCAGUUAUUCUGCCAAGCAUGUGGUUUCAAAAUUGCAAGAGACAUCCUUCAGCGGUUCCAGCAUGGCUGAAGUUAAAUUUGAGAGCAUGUCAGCGUCUAGCAUGACCUCCAUGACUUCUGAAAGAAUGAUAGCUAUGAGCUCCAGCAGUAUGAUGGCAAUGUCCAGUCACUCGCAUGUUGAGGGGUCAUCCAUCAAAGCCAUUUCUCAUGGCCGCAAAGGUAUACCACCAAAGAUUGAGGCUGCUCCUCAAGAUAUCAGUAUUGAGUCAGGAAAGGUCCUGACUGUAGCCUGUGCUUUCACUGGAGACCCAACCCCUUGCACAGAAUGGUCACAUUCAGGGAAGACACUGCCCAGCAAGGAGGAGAGUGGACGAUUGCAGAUUGAGACUUCUCAAGAUGUCACCACUCUUGUUAUCAGUGGAGUGAAAGAGACUGAUGCUGGUGCAUACACCUUAAAGCUUUUUAACGAGUUUGGUUUUGAUACCACUACUGUCAAUGUCAGGAUUCGAUCAAUGUAAAAAAAAAAAAAAAAAAAAAAAAAAAAAAAAAUUAUAUAAUAGCAAUACAAUCAUCACCCCAUUUCCCUCAUUCAAAUCCUUUUUAUUUAUAGAAUGAGAAAAAAAUACUGUUCUUGAUAAAGACCUGAAUUUCUGUUCUUGUAAAUAUGAACUUUUUCUUUUUUUAACCAAACUUGACAUUCAUUUAUGCCAAACUAGACUAAAGUCUAAAGUUGUUAUAAAAUGUGCCAUAUUGGAUAAUUAUGAUCAGAAGUUCAGCACCAUUUUGUGACAUGUACAUAAUGUAUAUAGCCGAAUUUACCGGUUAUGGAAAAUGUAUGAAUUGUUAUUUAUGACAAUAUUAACAAAUGAAACAAAAGGAACUAAAUGUUUAACAGGAGAAAGUUUCACAUGGAACGAAUACCCUGUUAAACCUGAAACGAAACGAAACUAUGUGCCUCAACAAAAAGUUGAAGUCUUAAGAUUGCCUCAACAGGUAGAGAGGCUCCCUGUUGAAGUUAACUAAAAUCAGAGAGACAAAGAUAUGCACUGCACAUUUGUGCGUGCAGUAAAGCAGUAUACAAGAAUUUAUGAUUUGAACAUAAGACCUUGAGUGCUGUUUGCAUUACCCUCAUGUAAGCAGGAUGACUAGGCCUUGUGUUCAGACUGAUUAAGUCAUACCACCAUUUUAAUGACAAGCUCAAUGUGCGAGCGGCCUGCACAAUGAGUAAAUGAUGAUGUUAGUGCACAGUUUCUGGCAAUGGACUGUUUGAAUUUUGAUUUUAUGAAAGUAACAUCACCUGGCCAUUCAUUGUAAAAUCAAUUCAAGUGCUUCUUUGCAGAAGCUGUGCCAACUCUUGGAGGAUUGCUAAGUUAUAUUUUGUGUGUUUGUGUGUGUGCUAGCAUUAGAAUCUCACUUUGUCAGCAGCCAGGGUAUCCAUCAUGUAACCACAGAGACUUCAUGUGCUGUGCAAAGAAAAGAAAAAUACAUGGAUGUAAUACCCUGCACAUUGAUUUAUUAGAACUAAUUUAUGUAGGUUUACCCAUAUAUUCAGCCUCCUUGAGUUUUAUGAAUUACUGAUUUAAUAAAGCAUGUUUUCAGCACCAUAAAA
Puntigrus tetrazona (Sumatra barb) is the source of this 4448-nucleotide messenger RNA. RefSeq names its product titin-like. Gene Ontology annotation, molecular function: axon guidance receptor activity. The transcript is spliced from 7 exons. Gene Ontology annotation, biological process: synapse organization; homophilic cell-cell adhesion. Gene Ontology annotation, cellular component: axon; plasma membrane; neuronal cell body. Bases 1 to 3357 code for a protein of 1118 amino acids. NCBI's taxonomy places the organism in Eukaryota, Metazoa, Chordata, Actinopteri, Cypriniformes, Cyprinidae. The record is from RefSeq and is a predicted model, not a curated record.